AUGACAAGAAAGAAAAAACCUCUAACAGCUCCCAAGGGCAUUCAAACUAUCAAUGUUGGUACAUCUUUGAAAGUGGAAGGAAAAUCCAAGGGAAAAACAUCGACUUUCCCAAGAGAACCAUCUACAGUUUCUAUGGAGAGUAUUGAGCACACCAGUGUUGUCUCAUCUACGAAAGACAGAGAGGUUACUUCAACAACUCCAAGCAUUGAAGAAAUCAAAAAGUGGAAGCAAGGAGAUGUUAUAAAUUUUUUGCAAGAGAAGAAAGAAGAUCUUGACCUUGAUGAGGAGGAUAUUGAAAUAAUCAGAAAGAAUAAGGUUGCUGGUCAAGCAUUCCUACAUUUAAAUGAAGCAGAACUUAUACAUGAUGGCUUAACUCAAGGACCAGCAAAAUCAAUCACAUAUUUGAUUAAAACUCUUAAAGGCGAAGAAGAUUUGAGGAACUGUUUAGUAUUGCAAAAUUUACUUAUUUUCAUAACAAUUUUACAUCUGACAACUAUAACUGCAAUAUUGUCUCUUAUUUCACUUCUUAUAUUUCUUAUUAAUAUUGCUGAUCAAACAUAUCAAACACAAGAUCAUAGGAGUUUGCAGGAGAUUGUAGAGAAUGCAGUGAAUAAAGCAAUGAAAGAAAAACAAUUUGAAGUGAUAAGUGUAUCAAAGCUGAGUGGUACCAAGAUGAACAAAAUUGAGAAAACUAUGGGUUUUGAAAACAUGCAACUUAGUGUCAGAGAUUUUCCAGACUCUUCAGCUAUAGAGUGUGAUGGAUUCAAUUGGGAUAUGGGCAAAGAUGAAGACAAACAAAUGCAGGAUGUCAAAAACUGGUUUAAAAAUGUAUUAAAUUUAGGAGAAUACUAUUCCAUCGAAGAUGUCCAUAAAUCUACAAAAAAAGAAGUAACAUUAAAUAAAGCUUGUACUAUAUUACAGGGUGGAACUGAUAUUUGCAUUUGCCCAAGUCUAACAGGAUGCGUCUAUGUAGAAACAAAGAAAUCACUCCAAGGAUCAAAAUUAGAAGAAUAUCAAGCUAAAGGAGAAUUACUUAUCGCAAAUGCAGACGUUGCGUUAGAUAUAUUGGUCAUAUUGACAGAUUGCAACGAAAAGUGGACUAUCUUUUUCAUAACCAAAGUUGAAAAUCCAGUUGAGCAAUAUUUCAUUGUAACUGCAGUAAUUGAUGACCGUGGCAAGGCAUUAUUAAGUAUAAUCAAAUGUUUUGUUUUAGAACAGGGAAGCAAAUUUGAUAGCAUUAUGGGAAUGAAUAAGAGAGAGAGUUUAAAAAAAUUUAUAAAUAUUGAAGGUCCAUUAUCAAAAAAGGCGAAGUUCAGAGAAGCUGUUAUAUUUUGUGAUGAGAGAAUGUUGGAUAUGAUUCCAGAUAUGACAGAAGAUGAAUUAUUUCGUAUGAAAAUGAGGUGGGAAUUAAAGAUGCUUGAAAAAUCAGCUAAUAUUGAUGAGAAACCUAUUAUACAACAGUACAUAUCAGCUUUUAGUGAUGAUUACGAAAAUCAUGAACCAUCUGGUUUAAUGUCAAUGUUUGCAUAA
Molecule: messenger RNA, 1530 nt
Organism: Entrophospora sp. SA101
Lineage: Eukaryota; Fungi; Glomeromycota; Glomeromycetes; Entrophosporales; Entrophosporaceae
Source: the annotation of a GenBank genome assembly